Messenger RNA from Lagopus muta (rock ptarmigan), 11646 nucleotides. Its product is annotated as protocadherin alpha-C2-like. The record is from RefSeq and is a predicted model, not a curated record. Gene Ontology annotation, molecular function: calcium ion binding. Gene Ontology annotation, biological process: homophilic cell-cell adhesion. Gene Ontology annotation, cellular component: plasma membrane. NCBI's taxonomy places the organism in Eukaryota, Metazoa, Chordata, Aves, Galliformes, Phasianidae. The transcript is spliced from 4 exons. The coding region runs from base 7159 to 10176 and encodes 1005 amino acids.
AUCCGGGGCCUUUCGCCUAGUCCUUUGUGCUUUCUUUCUAUUCUUUUUUGCUUUCUUCUUGUUGUCCCCUCUUUCCUUUUCUCUGCUUCCUUUGUUCACUUCCGUUUUCCACGCGGGACCUUGGAGUUCUCACAGCUCUGUUCUACUGCUGUGGAACUCUGGCAGUGCCUGCUGGUGGCUUGCGUUCUCUGUUUUGAUUUACUUCCUGCAAGUGUGUUGUAUCUAGAAUUUUCUCUCCAUACGUGAUUUUGUUAGAGCUUAUUGUUUUCUUUCUGUAACGGUGGUGUCUUGCUCAUUCUCACCGAUUGUUUUUACUCUAACCUAGGUUAGACAAGCACUAGUGGACACUAUUCCACUUGAACUUGCAUCCUUUAUUUGCUGUGCAAUUUAUGGAUGUACUCUGGCAAUUGUGUGAAGGUGUUUGUUUUAGUUUUGCAUCUGCCAUUUUAUCCAUCCCAGAUGUCCUUAGUUGUUGAUCUGGAACUUCUUUCUGCGGCUUGCUCUUUUGUUCUGGAGUUUUCCUUUGACGGAAGAAAGUCAUUUGCAUAGAGCUCCUGUGUCACAAGGCUUCUGCCAAGACUGAUCCUAAUAAUGAACAGCAUUGAAGGAUCAUUCAACAUGAAGGGUCAUUGUGGUAUUGUUGAUCCAUGGGGCACUUUCCUCUUGUAAUAAUGUGGAGUGUGACUGUGCUGGUAACAGGUCUGUUUGUUUCCUUCAUUCUCCUUUGCAAGAGACACAUUUCAGUGUAUCGAUGGUUUGUUGAGCAUUGUGCCUGAGUGUGGUGAGCCUCCAUCUGCAUCAGAUCGUCAGUCAGAGUUGUGAUAGUAGGGAAGUCCAAAAGUGAUUGUGGAUUUUUCCUGUAUCCUUUCCAAAGCUGUAGUCUGUCCUUAUAAAGUCUUGCAAGUGCCUCUGUUGUUUCGUUUGGGAGAGGAGUGCAGGGCUGUUGCUGAGUGUGCUGGUGACCUCAGAGUGCUGACAGUGAUGUCCCUUUGGUGUGUCUCUCAUGCAUCAAGUGAAUGAUGCAAAGCAGUGAAUUUUUGUUUGGAAUGUUGGGAGCGGGGAUGGCUCAGGGUACUUCUGUAACACUUUUCUGUAGAGUGAGCACUCAAGAUGUUUUCAAUGAAAAUGGAUUGCUUUUUGCUUAGUUUAUUAUUUUUGUCAUUAUUUAUUGGAGGGACAUGUUUUGGGAUGUAACCUGUUUUGACUUCUGAUUGCCAUUUGUGGUUCUCAGAGGUGAUUGUAGGUCCUGGAGCUGUUAGUGCACGGGGCUGUGUUUAUUGGAGUUCUCCUGCAGCUGGACACGAGGCUUUCAUUGCUUGUGACGUUCUGUCCCAGACAGACAUCAGUGCCUCUUUUGAGUUGCCAUGUCGCAUUAUUGACUCUACAGAUCCUGUUAGUUGAUGGUGUGCUGCAUUUCCAGGUGGGCUGCUGAAUGUCAGGAAUUCGCAAAGGCUUGGUCUUGAGGCAGCAGUCCAGCAUGUAGUAUUCACCAUCAUUGGUCGUGAUUGCUAUAUUAUCAACUAUGGUUUCUUUUCAGAAAUUCUUUCCUCUUCUUCUUUCUUUAUUCUUUGAUGGAGAUGUGAUGCAAGGUGACAGUUGUGGCUGGAGAUAUUUCUGAUUGUAGACUUGUGUUUUGGCAAGAUGUAUUGAACUUCUAUUGAUGUUCUUUUAGUAUUUGCAUCAGUAGUUGUACCUUCACAAAGCGCCCGCGCCAUUUUUAAAACCAAAAGUUUAAAGGGCAUCCUUGGAAACCCACCUAUACAGUUCAGAUGACACAUAAAGAUGUCUUACUCGUUAAUAUUAGAAAUUCCUUUGCUUUGCUGUGUGUGGUGACUCCAUCAGAAUUUGCAGGAGCAUUGCAAAAUAUUGAGGGUUGUCCACAGAAGGUCCGCCAGGCUCUGUGUGUGUGUGACGCUGUUUGUUUGGUGUGGUUGGACUUCUUUCUCUGAUUGGUGGGAUGGUUCAGGGAAGGGCAGUGUCAACGCUGGAUCGGGAAGGGGAGUAGAAGCUGGAACAGAGGCUGCUUGUCUUCUGUAUCCAUUGUUCAGAGUGGAGUUUGGAGGUUACCAGGGGCCGUGAGAGAUGGGAGGCCUUCCAGAUGUGGCGGCUGUUCAUUGUGUUGACGUGACUGCACGGCACUGUCUUUGGAUGUUCUGAAUGUGUGUCUCUCUCUGUAGUCAUGAAUCCCUUCGGCUCCUCUUGGCUUUCCUUAACUGACUGUAGUUAAUUGUGUCAUGUCUGAGUAAUGGAUGAGUGAGAUCCCAGGAGAGUUCUAUGAUGUCCUGUGUGUUUUGGCGCUUGUGCGUGAGGCUGAAUGUGAGUGAGGUGAGACUGCUGAUAGCCUCAUCCUUUCAAGGUGUGAUGAUGUCCAAAGAAGAGAAUUCAACACCUUCCCUGUCCUGCGGCUCUGUAGCUUCCACGUUAAUAUUUCAAUUUCUGUAUCCUCUUGGUUUUCCUUCCUGGACUCAUUCUGCACUGUAGUCCUGUUUUGGAAGCAAUGUGCAGUCUGGCCUUUCAAUUUUCUCUUUCCAAGCAUGAGCACUUGCUGCUCAGGUCGAAGGAGUCACCAAGAUGGAGUAUUGUGAAAUGAAGUCCAUUUUUUUCUUCCAUAUUUUAAGAUGCUGUAUUCUUGUUGGUGGCCACAGUCGUGAAGCUGUGUUCACUCCCCACAUCUCUGCUUUGGGCAAACCAUGCUGGUGUCUACCGAGUUCGUGUCAUCAGAAACAGAGUUCUCCUUUUUGCUGAUCCAUCAUACAAAUAGUCCUGAUAUGUGGAUUUCAUUGGCACGUGUGGGUGUUUCUUUUUUCACUCUUAUCACUUUAAUACCACAAGGAGUUUUCGGAGAGGAUGGCGUAGCACAACCAUACUGUGUGUUCUAUUUCCAUGCAUGAUAUUAGCAAUUUGAAAUGGAGACUUAUGGAAUAAUAAACAAAGGUAGAACAAGUACUGAAAGAACAGUUUUUCCACGCUAGGCAAAUGCUUGUUAAAGCGGGAAACUGUAGAGGAUGUUGCAGCGUUGUUUCAAUGUAUGCUGUGGUGCCAGGCUUUCUUGUCUCCCAUGAGUGCAGAUAAAAAGAAUGUGAUUAUUUCUGUGUGCCUUAAAAGAUGUUGUUGCAAAGGGUUAAGCAAUUCCUCCCACCAAAUGCUGUCUUCCGCUUUGGCAUCUGCCUGAUGUAGGAAAUGUGUUUGGAAAUGGGAUGUGAGAUGCAGAAUGCUGCCUACUUCUAGAUGGAGGUUUCCUCCAAGUUUUGGGAAUGUUACUCACAGCCGUGCCAGUACUAAUGCUACAAGCUGUAAGAAGUCAGAUGUAAUUCUGCUUAUAGUUUCCACAUGAAGUUGCUUAGUAGGUGCAGAACAUUCAGAGAGCAGUUGCUGUUGUUGUGAAGAGGCUGGCAGACUGUGUGUGCUUCUGCAGCUACCCAGCUGUUGGUGCUGUCAGUGAUGAGGGAAGGUGAAGGUGUGUGCAUCCAUGGGUCGUGAUGAGGGUGGGGCGUAGAGCCGUGUGCAGGCAGUGGGGUGGAUCAGUGUGCAUGUGUUGUGAUAGCCAUCAUGUGAGCAGCACCAAGUGUGGCCUGGCUGUUUGAUCCUGGGAGUUUUUAGCAGUGAAGAGUCUUGUGUGAGGGAAGUGAUGAUGCUUGGUAGAUUAAAUGGUGAAUCGAUCACCAAGAACUGGAAAUGCUUGACUGGAGUUUGUAUUUGCCCUGGCCUGAGAUGGAGGUUGCAAGAAUUAAUUGUGGAGAAGAGGCGAAGUACACUGUAUUGCCUGGCCUGCUUUCUCUGAAUACCUCCAGAAUUUCAUCUGUUAGACAGUAUCAUGAAAGGUCUUGAGUCAUUCCUUCUGUCAUUGUUCCUUGCACUAUGUGUUUGAAUUGACUCUCUGCUGUUUUCCUUGGGCAUCUGCUUUUCAUUAUAUAGAGAAAAAAACAGAAAGGUGAGCAGCACAGUGAUAUUGUCUUCACCGGGUCAUGGGGAGGCCUUCCACCAAGUGACAGUUGACUGCAAGGCCAUCUGUGAGGUGUGAUGAGCCUCACUGUUGUCUUAGCCGUUGGAUUCUGUGUGUCAUCACUCGCUGUAGUUGCAGCAUUCCUGCUUGAGAAGUCAUCUUCCUAACGUGCCUUUAUUCACCUGUGUUUGAAUGAGGAAUGAUGUUUUUCAUACAUGAAUUUUUCCCAAUGUUGAUGAUUCUAGCUGAGUUCUUUGUACCCUGUGAUCUUCUGUCUGCUGAUAUUUCUCCUCUGGUUGGGAAGAAGCUCUCAUGUAUGUUAAAGAGGCAAACAGUGUGUUUAGCUGUAGUGCAUUGGGACCUUUCUGUUUUCUUGUCCUACUUUAUGAAUCUCACUCAGCAUUUUUUCUUCUCUCACACUGGAAAUACAUUGCUGAGAGAGGAUGAGAUGUAGUGUGCUGGCUUCUGGCUGCUGUCAGAUGGCGCCCCUUUGAGCAGCUGACCACGAGUCUGGGGUUGGAUUUUCUACAUUUGUGAUCUCAGGUUGUGAUGGAGUGAAUGUCGUUAGCUUUCAGGUCUCCCUGUUGCGUCCAUUGUGAUAGAUGUGUGCCAGGGAGCACUGUGCACUGAUCAGUGAUAGUGUUCUUUUUCUUAAUAGGGAGCAACUAUGGCAGCCAUACUAAAGGUAAGUUGUUCAUGUUAAAGAACAUGCGGUCAGCAGACGACUGUGCAUUUUCUCACUGUGUUGUUGGGGUAUUUUUAUGUUGGAGAGUUUAUUCUUGUCUUGUGCCAUGUAUUGGUUUUAGCCUUCUGGUAAUCACAUCUAUACCAGUUCAGGUAAAAUGGAAAUUCAUAGAAGAAAAGCGAUACAUCCCUAUAUUUUGACUUUGAACUCAUGUGGUACAAAUCAAACCCCACUGGCAUCAAGGAGUACAUAUGGAUCUGGACUCCAGGCAUCAUUACUGUUCCACGGUAGCCUGACAGUCUUUGGAUCUAAAGUGGCAGAUUUACGCAUGGACCAGUGGUAAGUUGGAGAUGAAACCAAAGAGAAGCAUGUUGCUUGAGCCUUGGGCCAUCUUUGAUGUUAUGAGCUGUAAAACAUGAGGAUGUGAGUUGCUCACUGCCUUGGCCUGACUGCUGCUGUUGUGCAGUGCUGUAAGCAAGGGUUGUCAGAAGAGAGCUGUGUAGGUAGGUGGUGUUUCUUUUUUUCCUGUAGUUUCAGUGACAGGGCAGAGAAGAAUGGUAAAGUUUAGCUUCUGGGUCCAGCAUGCUUGUCCACCAACAUGUGUGCAGCAAAUCUGAGGACAAAUUGAAAUCUUACAUGCACAUAAAAAAGGAUAAUCCACAGAGACCAAACCCAAAAUAUCAACCUGAUCUUGUCUGAAGGAAACAUCUUGAAAAUCAGAGUGUGUUUGCAUUUCUGCCCACCCAUGCCCAGUGAGCACUUCACAACAAUGUCCCUUUAACUCGAUGCUGUUCAUCCAUAUGUAGUGAGAGAUCUGGCAGAAGUGACCACCAAACCACUCUCUGUCAUGUGUGAAAGGUUUCUAGCUGCUGGAUUCACUUUCACUCAGCAUCUUCUUUACUUAUCUGGAUGAAGGCAUUGACUCUACUCUCAGAAAGUUUGCUGAUGAUACAAAGCUGCUAACAGAGUCUGACUCAGCGGAAGGCUGUGCUGUCACUGAAGGAGACCUGGACAGACUGUCAAGUUGGGCAUAGGGGAACGUGAAGAGGUUCAACAUGAGCAAGUCUAGAGUCUUGCAUGUGGGAGGAAUGCUUCAAAAUGCAUUUGGAGGUGAUCUGCUGGAGAGAAGCUGUGCAAAGCUGAGCAAUCUCUGUGCAGGUGGCCACCAGUUUGGUCAUGAGCACUAGGUUGCAUUAAAAGGAACGUGGCCAGCAGGUUGAGGGAAGUGAUCCUUUCCCUCUGCUCUGCCCCUGGAGCACUGUGUCCAGUUCUGGGCUCAGCAGUUCAAAAAAGGCAGGGACCUCCUAGAAAGAGUCCUGCAGAGGAUGACUAAGAUGAUCAUUGGCAUGGAGCAUCUCCAGUACACAGAAAGCCUGGAAGACCUGGCUCUGCUCAGCAUGGAGAAGAGAAGGCUGAAGGGGAAUCUCAUCACUGUUUUUAAACAUCUAAAGCGUGACAGACAGGUCAAUGGGGUGGACAGUUUUUGUUGGUGAGCAAUAAUAAACAAAUGGCAAAGCUGACAAACUGGAACAUAAGGAAGUUCCAUUCAAACAUAAGGAUGAACUUAUUUAUUGUCAGAGUGACAGAACUCUGGAACAGGCUCCCCAGGGAGGUUAUGGAGUCUCCUUCUCUGGAGAUACGAAAGACACGUCUGGAUGCUUACCUGCACAAUCUGCUGUGGGGAACCUUUCAAAGCAUGGGGGUGGACUCAGUGAUCUCAAGAGGUUGCUUAGAAACCCAUCAAUUCUGUGAUUCCCUGAUUCUAUGCCCGUGAGUGGAAGAAUCUCUUUCCACGUGCCUCUUUGUGCUGCAUCCUUGCAAGACAGACAGCAACAGGCUGCGGAUCACUGCUUCACAGUGGGUAUGGAACAAGUGAUUGUUGAGGGUAUUUUGCAGUGAGAAAUGUCUUGAAAGACACUUGAAUAGAGCAUGGUUCUACAACAACAGAACAAUGAUCUCAAUAUUCGUAUGAUGAGCCCCACAAACCAACGAAUUCAUUCAAUACAUUUCAUGUCUCAGCCAUUUCAAUUGGAAAACGGGUGUGAAUGAAGAAUUGGUGACUCGUUGCAUUCCAAGGAUAUGUACUUGUGCUGAAUGAGAACACUGAAGGUUAUGGAGGAUUCGUCUUCGGGGGGACAAAAAAAAAUAAAAACAAAAAAAAGGAAGAAAGAAAAAAAAGUUAAAAGAAGUAAACUGAUGUGUGUAAGGAAUGGAACAUAACGAAGUCGUAUGCAAUCCAGCGUGAGACGCAGAGAAGCACAGAGGCAAUUCCGUUCGCGAGCCACAUGAUGGCGCUGUGAGCUAAGGAACGCGCGAUGCGAUGCGAUGCGAUGCGUUGCGAUGCGAGGAAGGGAGGGGAACACCUUCCGGUGCCCAUGGCAAAGAAGGCAGAGCGAGAGCGAGCGGCGGGGAGGAGGAGGCGCGUCCCGUGAGGAAGGAUUGUGUCGGCGAGCGCGGGCGGAGGGUUUGGAGCAGGCGGGUCGGGAGGUGCGCGGCGCGGAGAAGGAGCGGUGCGGCGGCGUAGAGGGCGAUGGUCGGCGGUGGAGCGGCGCGGCGGAGCUGGGGGGCCGCGGUGCUGGUGCUGCAGGCGGCCUGGGCGCUGGGCGGCGGUCCGGUGCGCUACUCGGUGCCGGAGGAAGCCGAGGCCGGCACGGUGGUGGGGCGCCUGGCGCAGGACGUGGGCCUGGAGGCGGGCGAGGCGGAGGCGCGGCGUCUGCGGCUGGUGUCGCGGGGCGGGAGGGCGAGCGUGGAGGUGAGCGGGGCGAGCGGGGCGCUGGUGGUGAGCUCGCGGCUGGACCGGGAGGAGCUGUGCGGGAAGAGCGCGCCGUGCGUCCUGCGGCUGGAGGUGCUGCUGGAGCGGCCGCUGCGCGUCUUCCACGUGGAGGUGGAGGUCACCGACAUCAACGACAAUGCCCCGCGCUUCCCCGCCGCCUCCAAAAACAUCAGCAUCGCGGAACUGUCGGUGCCCGGGUCGCGUUUCCCGCUGGAGGGCGCAUCGGAUGCGGAUAUCGGAUCGAACGCGCAGCUCUCGUAUACACUGAGCCCCUCCGAGCACUUCGCUUUGGAUGUGCAACGAAACGAUGAUUAUUUGGAAUCCUUAUUCUUGGUGCUGACGAACCCGUUGGACCGGGAGUCGCAGUCGGAGCACCGCUUGGUGCUGACGGCGAGUGACGGGGGCAGGCCGGCGCUGACGGGCACGGUGCAGCUGCUGAUCUCGGUGCUGGAUGCGAACGACAACGCGCCGCAGUUCAACCAGUCGGUGUAUAAAGUGCAGCUGCCGGAGGACGCGGCGGAGGGGACGCUGGUGGCGCGGGUGGCAGCCACGGACCCGGACGAGGGAAUUAAUCAGGAGUUUUCCUUCAGCAUCGUCGGAUCUGUUCCUGCAUCUCAGAAAGAUGCAUUCAGCAUUGAUCCGCGGACGGGGGAGAUCCGGCUCCGAGGACUGCUUGAUUAUGAGGCAGUGCAUUUACACGAGUUGCAAAUCGAGGCGAGAGAUAAGGGGACGCCUCCGUUGUCGGGCCACUGUAAGGUGGUGGUAGAGGUGCUGGACGUGAACGACAACGUGCCCGAGGUGUGGGUGACGUCGCUGUCGGUGCCGGUGCCCGAGGACGCGGCGCUGGGGACGGUGGUGGCGCUGCUGAGCGUGUCGGACCGGGACUCGGGUCCGAACGGGCGGGUGCGGUGCGCGGUGGUGCCGGCGUCGCCGUUCGGGCUGGUGGCGACGUUCGCGGGCUCGUACUCGCUGGUGCUGCGGGAGGCGCUGGACCGGGAGCGGGUGUCGGAGUACGAGGUGGAGGUGCGGGCGGAGGACGGCGGGGCGCCGCCGCUGCGCGCCAGGCGCGGGCUGCGGGUGCCGGUGUCGGACGUGAACGACAACGCGCCGGCGUUCGCGCAGGCCGUGUACACGGUGCUGGCGCGGGAGAACAACGCGGCGGGCGCGGAGCUGGCGCGGCUGUGGGCGCGGGACCCGGACGAGGCGGGCAACGGGCGCGUGAGCUACUCGGUGUGGGAGGGCGGCGCGGGGAUGGGCGCGGGCUCGGGCUCGGGCUCGGGCUCGGGGUGGCGUCCGGCGUCGAGCUACGUGUCGGUGGAGGCGGAGAGCGGGCGGCUGCGGGCGCUGCGUCCGCUGGACUACGAGGAGCUGCAGGUGCUGCAGUUCGAGGUGCGGGCGGUGGACGCGGGGGAGCCGCCGCUGUGCGGCAACGCCACGGUGCAGCUGUUCGUGGUGGACGAGAACGACAACGCGCCGGCGCUGCUGCCGCUGCCGCUGGCGGGCGGCGGGCCGGGGCCGUGGUCUGCGGGCGAGGCGGCGGAGCCGGCGUGGCGGGCGGCGGGCUCGGCGGGCUCGGCGGGUUCUCCGGGCUCGGCGUCGUCGUCGUGGUCGCUGUGGGCGCGGGCGGCGCUGGGUGCUCCGGCGGGGCAGGUGGUGGCGAAGAUCCGCGCGGUGGACGCGGACUCGGGCUACAACGCGUGGCUGCGCUACGAGCUGCGGGAGCCGCGGGGCGAGGGCCCGUUCCGCGUGGGGCUGUACAGCGGCGAGGUGAGCACGGCGCGGGCGCUGGAGGAGGCGGACGGCCCGCGGCAGAGGCUGCUGAUCGUGGUGCGGGACCACGGGGAGCCGCCGCGCUCGGCCACGGCCACGCUGAGCGUGUCGCUGGUGGAGGGCGCCGAGGCGGCGCUGGCGGCGGCGGGGGCGGGGGCGGUGUCGGCGGGGGCGGGGCCGCGGGCGGCGGCGGGCGCGGAGGGCGGCUCUGCGGCGGCGGCGGCGGCGGCGGCGACGAACGUGUGGCUGGUGGCGGCCAUCUGCGCGGUGUCGAGCGUGUUGGUGCUGGCGGCGGUGCUGUACGGGGCCGGGCGCUGUGCGCCGCGGGCGGCCGUGCCGGCGGGGCCCGGGCCGGCGACGCUGGUGUGCGCCAGCGAGGUGGGCAGCUGGUCGUACUCGCAGCGCCAGAGCCGGAGCCUGUGCGUGGCCGCGGCCGCGGACGGCGCGGGCAAGAGCGACCUGAUGGUGUUCAGCCCCAACUGCCCGCCGCCGCCCGGCCCCGCGCCGAAGGAGACACCGCACGAGCCGCCCUCUCUGCUCGACACGCCAAAACACCCCAAUCCUGACUGGCGCUACUCUGCGUCCCUAAGGGCAGGAAUGCAAAGUGCUGUGCAUCUGGAGGAGGCAGGAAUCUUACGUGGAGGACCAGGAGGGCCUGACCAGCAGUGGCCAACAGUCUCCAGUGCUACUCCAGAACCUGAGGCAGGAGAGGUGUCCCCCCCAGUGGGAGCUGGUGUGAACAGCAACAGCUGGACCUUUAAAUUUGGACCCGGCAAUUCGAAGCAAGGUGGUCCUGGUGAGUUGCCAGACAAAUUCAUUAUCCCAGGAUCUCCUGCAAUCAUCUCCAUCCGGCAGGAGCCACCAAACAGCCAAAUUGACAAAAGUGACUUCAUAACCUUUGGCAAGAAGGAAGAGACCAAGAAAAAGAAGAAAAAGAAGAAGGGAAACAAGACUCAGGAGAAAAAAGAAAAGGGCAACAGCACCACUGAGAACAGUGACCAGUGAGGGGUUUAUAAUGAAAGAACCCCCUUAGCCAGUUUUUGUAAUAAUGGCAGAUUUCUCCUAUGUAGCAACUCCCAAUUUCUUCCUCCUGUUAACAAAUUUCCUGUACGUACAGACUUCAGAAAAUCCGCAGGAAAUUCAUGGUGUCUGUCUAAAUUGCUUAACAGGUUUUGUCUUGAAAAGCUUUAUUAAGUCUGGUGUUAACUCUUUUUCUCCACUCUGGCUUGUUUUCAGAAUCUAAAAAGCAGACACAAGUUUCCUUUCUCCUACGCCGAAAAGGAGAAUCUUCACAGUACAGCCAGUGAGAGGUUGGACUCUCUGCACUGUGGUUCCUGUGCUCCUGUCUUGAUGACACUUACAGGGCAGGUUUAAAAGUUUUAAUAUUGUGCACCCUCUAUCUGAUUGGAAAUCUUUGUGUGCAGAUGUCAGCUAGGUGAUAAGAAACCAGGUUGUAAGAUGCAAGAAGAGCUGGUAAAUACGCAACAGAGGAAAUACCUAACAAACUUACAUGUUCAGAGAUGUUCAGGCUGGGGAGGAAAUGUCUGAAAGGUGACCAGACUUUUCAAACUUUGAGAAGUCACUGUGUGGGAAUACUGAGUCAUACACAUGACGUAUUGUACACACUCCUACAAAGAAAACCUCACAUUUACAGCUCUUUAAGAUACCAUAAAUGUUAUCUUUUUACCAAGCAAGCCAUUGGGAACUUGUCCCUGGGAGCCCUGCAUUACCCCAGCAAGGCCCUAAUGCUGUAGGGAGGGCUGGGCUGACAUCCCGGUAUGUGACUGACUGUGAUGCUCUGUGUCCCUGUUGCCACUCUUUGAUUAUUUUGCACAUUUUGUCUCUGAAAAGGUCAGAGUUUUUCCACGACACUUAUGCAAAAAGAGAGAAAAAAGAAAUGUUAACUAUGCUGUUUGUUAUCUGAGAUAUUUAUUUAUAAAGAAAUAUAGCUGUAAAUGUUAUAGAAAUAUGAUGCCCUUUAACCCAAACAGAAGUCAAUCUAGAGCCAUUAUAAAUUAAAAUUGCUGCUACUAAAGUGCUUUAGAAAAAUUGCCUGAGACAUCUGUAUUAUAUCGGCCACUUGCCAAUAACAGCUUUAUUCUGUCGGGUCACUUGGGGGCUGCCUCUUGCAUGUUAUUAAUGAAUACAUGAAUUUAAUUUUUUUGCAUUAAUCUGCACUUUGAAUACACCUUUGCAAACAAACUGUCCUAAUAUGAAGAAGCAGAAGCGAACUCCUCACGCAAAUGGAUUUACUAACCUGCUAGUUCUGUGCAGUACCUUGGUGUUACCUCCUACACACCCCUUUUCUGACUUUAAUUUUACUUUUUCUAUGAGAUUAUGAAUUUCUGACCCUAUUAACACUUAUUAUGUAAAAUUCAAGUACUGUAUGUAUGCUGUAUGCUCUUAUAAGAAUCCUGAAAUAUUUAUUCUGUGCUUGUGUAUGUGAAUGUCAAUGCAACUAUUAUUAGAGUGGAC